CGUGGGAGCGUUGCCCUCUUCCUCCUCCUUCUCCUUCUCCUCCUCCUCCGCCUCCCCCUCCAGGGAGCUGUCAAGGAGGCACCGCCAUGGCAGACUUUAAUGUCGGCGCGGCUGCCACGCAUUUCAUCCCCGGCGUUUCCCCAGUUCCCGGGAGCGCUGCAGUUGCUGCUGAUUUGUCUGGCAGCAAAUAUAAUGGGGACAAAGAUGUUCGCGACUUUCACAUCCUCCGCCGCAACCAGCCGGUCAUACUCUUGGUAAUCGUUGCGAGUUUCGCCGUGGGAGCCCUGCUGCGAACUAUUUUGAAAAGAAAAAAAAUUCCUAUUCUUGUAAUAGUAUUCUUCAUUGGAGUCAUCAUUGGAACAUCUCAGUUACCUUUUGUCAAGACCAUUGCAGAGAUAGAUCCAGUACUUUUUCUGCAUUUAUUUUCACCAGUAAUAAUUUUCACGGCUGCAUUUGAAAUGGAUUUUUAUAUAUUCCAAAAAUCAUUUUGGCAGGUGUUAAUUCUUGCUGUUCUUGGAUUUGUGAUGAAUUGUGCUUCUCUAGGUUGGUUAACUUACAAAACUAACCAACAUAAAUGGACCCGGGAUGACAACAUAAUAUUUGGAAUAAUUCUUUGCACAACAGACCCUGACCUCUCUGUGGCUUCUAUUAAAAAUAUUGGCAUUUCAAAAAUACUUAUCAACUUGAUUAAAGGUGAAUCUUUGUUUAAUGGUGCUACUACCACAAUUGUUUUUGAGUUAUAUAGGGACCUGGUAAACCAUAGUUAUCAGAAAAUAGUUCAAGAGAUUUUUGUGAAGCUGACUUUAAAAAUUUUUGGAAGUGCUGUAUUUGGAUUUGUGAGUUCAAAAAUGGUAACUUUCUGGUUGGCAAACAUUUUCAAUGAUCGGAUCACUGAAGUAAUUUUGAGUUUCUCAAUGACAUACUUAGUUUUCUAUUUGGCUGAAUGGCUUGGGAUGUCUGGAAUUAUUGCUGUUUGUGUAUUGGGUCUUCUUAUGGAUUCUGUAAGCUUUAGUCCAGGAAUGGAUGUGGUCCUUUCUAAGUUCUGGUCAAUGUUGACAUUUUUGGCUCAGAUUAUGAUCUAUCUUACAAUGGGAAUUGUUAUCGCACAAAAAACCUUUCCUUAUAUGAAUUUCCAUUCCAUCUUUUAUAUUGUAACAAUCUACCUUUCACUAAAUCUUAUACGGGCUUUAGUUACUUUUAUACUGAGUCCUUUGUUGAAUCGUUUUGGCUAUGGAUUUAACUGGCGCUGGGGAGCUGUCAUUGUUUGGAGCGGAGUGAGAGGCCUUUUCACUUUAAACAUGGCUCUGGAAGUUAGCCAAACCCCAAAUGAAAAUUCAGCUGAACUUGAGAUUAAGAACAUGAUACUAUUGUAUUCUGUAGCAGUAUCUUUGCUAACCUUGGUAAUUAAUUCUACCACUGUGGAAAAGCUGGUUAUGACUUUAGGACUCUGUAAUGUUAGUCUUCCAAAGCGUGUGGCAUUGCAUAAUGCUUUUCAGCGUAUUAAACAAAUGGAGGCCAAUAACUUUACAAUGUUGAAGCUUGACAAGUUCUUAGCUGAUGCGAACUGGGCAUUGGCUGAGAAAUGUAUUUCAGUUGAAGAUCCUAAAGAAAUAGAUUCAGUAGUUAAGCAACUGAUGAAAACAUUUAGAUGUCCAAACUGUAAUGUUAAUACUCCACUUGAGAAUUCUCAGCAGAUGGCUGACAUAAUGGAAGAAGCCAGGUUGCGUCUCUUGACUGCACAAAUAGCCAGUUAUCAGAAGCAAUACAACAGUGGAAUGCUGAGCCAAAAGGCAACGCAGACAUUAAUAGGUGCAGCGGAAUGCUAUUAUGAUGUUCCAGGAAAGUUCAUGAAUAUUCAUGAAGUAAAAAAAUACUGGGAAGACAAAGGAUUACUGAUGUCGAUGAAGAAAUAUCUUUCUGACUGGGCUUACAAUGUGAAGCCUGAAACAUCAAGGACAUCAGAAAACAGGUUUCUGAAGUUAUGUCAAUUAAUUGUGUAUAACGACACUUUUGAACAUACAAGUUCCCUGAUAACAUAUUUGAACUUCAUUCCUAUUCUUCUUCGCUUGAUACCAACUGUGAAUAUGGAAUUUCUUCCACAACUUAAGAUAUGCAACUAUUAUUUUCUGAGUUUAUAUAUAAUGGAAGCCAUGUUGAAGAUUAUUGCAAUGGGAAGAAGCUACAUCCGUUACCACUGGAAUAAGUUUGAUCUUUUAGUGAUAAUAGUGGGAAUAGUAGAUGUUAUGGUUAUUAAUAUCAUUAGAGCAGAUGAUCGACCUUACGGUGUGGUCAGCACUGUUAGAGUAUUCCGGUUUAUUCGUGUUUUAAGAUUGCUUCGACUUUUGAAGCAUGUAGUACCCAAAAUUAUUGCAAUACUGGAGAGGCAAAUAAAUAAACAGCGCUCUUUCUGUUAUGAUAUUGCCAAAGGAUAUAUACAAGCUGAAGAAGAUAUUAAAUGUUUAAUUGAACAGAUUGCUGGUCAUGAGAAGGUUUGCAUAGAAAUAAAUAAAAUACUGGAAAAAAACAAACAAGAUGCCUUGAAAGAAUUAGGUUUAAUGCAGCGCGAUUAUCCAGAUAUUGUGACUGCUGUGAAAACUAAACAGGCAGUUCAAACAGUGAUUAACACAGAUUUUCAAGCACUUCAGUAUAUGAUAUCGGGAUGUAUUGUUGAUAAAAAUGAAGGAGCUGAACUUUAUAAGAUUAUUCUACUUAAAAGAAAACAGCUUGCAACACUUCCACCUACCAUUGCACCACCUACUGCACCAGAACUUUUGCGUAAUGUUAUGUGGUUGUGCGAUAAUGAACACCAGCUUGAGUACAUUCAGGAAAAAGCAAAAAAAAUUUGUUUUGACUAUGGAGAUGUCGUAUCUAAAGAAGGUGACUUACCGCAAGGAAUCCAUUUAAUUGUCUCAGGGAUGGUUAAGCUUUCUGGUUCUACACCUCGUUAUGGAGUUUAUAAUAAAGAAAUUGAGAAACAUCUUGCAGCAACUCCCUAUACAGACUACUUAGGCACUGGGACUAUAAUAGGAGAGGUCAACUGUCUAACCAAGCAAGAAAUGGAGUAUACAGUUACUUGUGAGACUGCUGUGCAGACAUGUUUUAUCUCUGCGAAUGAUUUGCUUGAAGCGUUUGAUACAUUUUUAGAAACACCCAGCUUAGAAGAUAAAAUAUGGCGAAAAAUUGCUCUUGAUAUUGCUCUCAAAACACUUAAGGAAGCCCUUCCUAACCAGGACUGGGCAUACAAGAUAUGUGCUCAGUUUUCUAACGUGCAAGUGGUGGAUAUACCAAACCACACAAAACAUGACAUUUAUGAUGCAACUAUGGAUGAUGUCAUUCUUGUACAUGGAGCUGUACAAGAUUGCCAACUGGGGCAGUGUUACUAUGCACCCUGCAUUUUACCUAAAACAUGCCACCAGGUACGAGGCAAUGCAACAGUAACAAAACUCUUAGUUAUACGAACUACCAAUCGAGGUGCUCAGACGAGCAGUGAAGUAUGCAAUCCUCUUUGCCAGUAUCAUUCGAGCCGGAGACGUGAGGCCUUGGGGAAUGUUUUUUCAGCUCAUUCAACCUCUCCUGGUUCAGUGACUACAGAUCCAAACAAUUUGAUCGGCCAAAAGGACAAGAAGAAAAAAGAUUCCAGUAUGUGCAAAGUUUAACAAGAUACAAUGCCAUCGCAAAGAAAACUGAUGACACAAAUCACAAGUCUACAUAGUUCAGGGACCUUCAUGUUAAAGAACUGAAAAUAAUUUAUUUUCCAAGACAGCUGCCAGACAGCAAAGGGAAAUCUCAAUUUCUCCUAACGUGAAAAUAAGGAAUGUCUGACGUAAUACAACUGCAAGAGGUGGUAUCUUCUAAAAUUCUGGGAGACAUUGUGGGGAAUCCAUUGUGAGAAUCCAGCAAGGGCCAAAAAUCUGGAAGCAAGAACAGCUCUGCGACCAUAAUAAUCGUACCUUGUGCAAGAGAGAAUUCACCCUCCCCCCAUGCCUCUCCCAAUUUUCAGCAGCAAUUUGAUGGGGGUGGCAGAACAUGCAGGGCAGUGAGAACCACAAAAGAACCAUGUGGUGGAUGUCCACAUGUUUCCUGUCUCUGCUCUGUAACAUUUCAUUCCACAUAUUUAACUUCUUUUCAAAGAAUCUACUACAUGCUUGUUCAACUGCAUUGUCCAGGUCCACUAAUUUCUUACCUCCUCUGAGGCUUAAGACAGGCACACACAUGGGCCAGUAGCAAAUGGCUCCAUAUCUGAGAACGACCAUUACAUAUUAUUUACAUCACAUCAACUGUGAUGCUUUUUUGAAAAAAUGGAUGACUCCUAAGUUGCACUACGCUGUUGCACA
Messenger RNA from Pogona vitticeps (central bearded dragon), 4334 nucleotides. RefSeq names its product sodium/hydrogen exchanger 11. Lineage: Eukaryota; Metazoa; Chordata; Lepidosauria; Squamata; Agamidae. The record is from RefSeq and is a predicted model, not a curated record. Gene Ontology annotation, biological process: sodium ion import across plasma membrane; potassium ion transmembrane transport; proton transmembrane transport. Gene Ontology annotation, molecular function: sodium:proton antiporter activity; monoatomic ion channel activity; potassium:proton antiporter activity. Gene Ontology annotation, cellular component: plasma membrane.